CCGCCACCCCGGGCCUCUAUAUCAAAGAAGCGUGCCGCCUCCAUCGACACGGAGGAGGCAAACCGCCCCAAGAUCGAGAGCCUCAGCCUCAACCCGUCCAGUGUAGCGAGCCCGCGGCCCCUGGAUUCCAGCCGGGACUUUAUUUGUCUCUGCACCCCGGCGCCGAAGGUCCCACGACCACGAAACGCCUUCAUUCUCUACCGGCAGCACCACCAAGCCCAGGUCGUGCAGCAGAACCCGGGGCUCGCCAACCCGGAGAUCUCCAAAAUCAUCGGCGAGCAGUGGCGUGACGAGCCCGAGGAGCGCAAGAAUCAGUGGAAGCUGCUGGCCGAG
Messenger RNA from Thermothielavioides terrestris NRRL 8126, 333 nucleotides. RefSeq lists its product as uncharacterized. The annotation marks the transcript as partial. NCBI's taxonomy places the organism in Eukaryota, Fungi, Ascomycota, Sordariomycetes, Sordariales, Chaetomiaceae. Gene Ontology annotation, biological process: cell differentiation; anatomical structure morphogenesis; negative regulation of transcription by RNA polymerase II. The transcript is spliced from 2 exons. Gene Ontology annotation, molecular function: RNA polymerase II cis-regulatory region sequence-specific DNA binding; DNA-binding transcription factor activity, RNA polymerase II-specific. The record is from RefSeq and is a predicted model, not a curated record.